CUGCAUCUUCUUGCGCAUCUCAAAGCGACUUUCUCGAAGCCUGUCCCCUACGUAUCGACAGCGACAUCGACAUCGACAUCGACACCACUGCCCCAGACACGACGAUGGACUCGCUGGUGGCCCAGUACAGCCGGCCGGCAUACCAGAACGAAGGCUACGACCAAGAGGACCAGCAGCAACUCCUACUCGACGUGCAGCCACAAUUGAAUCUCAACUUCGCACUCCCGCCAGUCGCAUCAUCGGCGCAAUGGCUGCGCGCAAUGACUGAUGACCACUCCAACCCCAACUGCCCCAUCAAGAUCGCCCACGGAACCACUACACUGGCCUUCAGGUUCAAGGGAGGCAUUAUCGUCGCCACAGAUUCGCGCGCAACAGCAGGAAAUUGGAUUGCUAGUCAAACGGUGAAGAAGGUCAUCGAGAUCAACAGCUGCUUGUUGGGUACUAUGGCUGGUGGCGCUGCGGACUGCCAGUACUGGCUUGCAUAUCUCGGCAUGCAAUGUCGUCUCCAUGAACUGCGGCACAAGCGCCGCAUCUCAGUCGCAGCUGCCUCCAAGAUCCUGGCCAACCUGGUGUACAGCUACAAGGGCAUGGGCCUGAGCAUGGGCACAAUGUGCGCAGGCGUGACACCAUCGGAAGGACCAGCGCUCUAUUACAUUGACAGCGACGGUACGCGCUUAGCAGGAAACUUGUUCUGUGUCGGUUCCGGUCAGACCUUUGCCUAUGGUGUGCUCGAUGCAGAGUACAAGUACGAUUUGGAGGACGAGGAUGCGCUUGAGUUGGGACGGAGAAGUAUCCUUGCUGCUACACACAGAGAUGCAUUCUCUGGUGGGUACAUCAACCUGUACCAUGUCAAGGAGGAUGGUUGGGUGAAGCAUGGCUUCAACGACACCAACCCGAUCUUCUGGAAGACCAAACUGGAGAAGGGCGAGUUCUCCAACGUCACCGCGAACCUCGACUAGGUCGUCGUCGACAUUGCAUUUGCAUAAGAGCAUGGGCGUAGAGGGCUUUAAGCGCACAAGAGGCGCACUUGUAGUUAUACUGGAUGUGACAUUAGAGCACGCUGCUACGCAUGCACCAGUCAGAGAGAUAUAGGUGUAUGACGAUGAGAUAUCAAGAUCUCUGCGCAC
This is a messenger RNA of Pseudocercospora fijiensis CIRAD86, 1127 nucleotides long. RefSeq lists its product as uncharacterized. The record is from RefSeq and is a predicted model, not a curated record. The transcript is spliced from 3 exons. Gene Ontology annotation, cellular component: proteasome core complex. Bases 105 to 959 code for a protein of 284 amino acids. Lineage: Eukaryota; Fungi; Ascomycota; Dothideomycetes; Mycosphaerellales; Mycosphaerellaceae. Gene Ontology annotation, molecular function: threonine-type endopeptidase activity.